Metarhizium album ARSEF 1941 is the source of this 10599-nucleotide messenger RNA. RefSeq names its product Amino acid adenylation. Gene Ontology annotation, cellular component: cytoplasm. Gene Ontology annotation, molecular function: catalytic activity; phosphopantetheine binding. Gene Ontology annotation, biological process: amino acid activation for nonribosomal peptide biosynthetic process; secondary metabolite biosynthetic process. Bases 1 to 10599 code for a protein of 3532 amino acids. Lineage: Eukaryota; Fungi; Ascomycota; Sordariomycetes; Hypocreales; Clavicipitaceae. The record is from RefSeq and is a predicted model, not a curated record. The transcript has 2 exons.
AUGCCCGCCAAUGGAUCAACUCAGUCUCCUCCGGCGCCAUCCGUCCCGAUGCCGCCGCAAAAGGACACAGAACGAACAGGGAGUCUCUCAGAAGAGAUCAUCAACGGCGCCAACGGGCCUCCCGAACGCCCGUCCACCGCAACGAGGAAUGGCAACCCGGCCUCGCUCGAUCAGGGAGCAAAAAGUGACCGGGACCGAGAGCCCCGGUCGCACGGGGAGCAGUUGAAGCCAACGUCAACAAGCGCUGCCGCGGCUGGCGAGCAUCUGGAGCAAAUCUGGGAGUGGAAUAGCACAGCGCCGACAUCAGUGGAGCGACGCGUUGGUGAUUUGAUCGACGCAAGAGUUCAAGCACAACCCCGUGCCCCUGCUGUCUGUGCCUGGGACGGAAAGCUUACCUACGGCGAGCUUGACGACCUCGCUGCCAAGCUAGCGUCUAGACUUUGCCUCCUGGGGGUCGGACCGGAUGUCCUCGUGCCGUUAUGUCUUGAAAAGUCCAUGUGGACGACGGUGGCAGUACUCGGAGUCAUCAAAGCCGGAGGCGCCUUUGUUCUGCUGGAUCCAUCCCUGCCCGAACAGCGCCUGCAGGUCAUUCUCGAUCAACUCCAAGCCAGCGUCAUGAUAUCCUCGUCCUCCAACGGCGAGAUGAGUUCGCGACUAGCACGGGAAGCGAUAGUCCUCAGCUGGGACCUCUUCACCGAAACCGGGCCUGUCAGUACUGACCAGCCUGCGCAACAAGAAAUCCGCCGACGACCCAGCCCGUCGUCUCUUCUCUAUGCCGUUUUCACGUCUGGAAGCACCGGCAUGCCAAAGGGGGUGUUGAUCACCAACGCAAAUGCCGCUUCUGCUCUGCACCACCAAGCAGAGUGUAUGGGGAUGAGUAGGGAUGCGAGGAUAUUCGACUUUGCGUCGUACAGCUUCGAUGUUUCCGUCAGCAAUGUGCUCUCUGCCUUGACGACGGGUGGAUGCCUGUGUGUUCCGAGCGACGAGGAUCGCAAGGACAACCUGGAGCGGAGCAUAGCGUCACUAGAGGCAAAUAUACUUGAUAUCACGCCAUCCAUGGCCCAGGUGCUGUCACCCGAGAGGAUACCCUCGGUCAAGACUGUGAUUUUCGGGGGCGAGGCCUUGCAUCCUUCUGAUGUCAGACGAUGGUGGGGGAAGGUCAACGUCAUUCACAUAUACGGUCCUUGCGAAUGUACACCGACAAGCACAAUCAACUACAACAUGAGGAGCCCGGACGAGGCGGCGCAUAUUGGAAAGGGCGUGGGACUCGUGACGUGGAUCGUCGAUCCGGAUGAUGACAACACACUGCUCCCCCCAGGAUGCACUGGCGAACUGCUCCUGGAAGGCCCGCUCGUUGGACGAGGUUAUCUGAAUGAUGACGCCAAAACUGCGGCCGCCUUUAUAAAAGACCCCGAGUGGCUGCUCCGCGGGUCCUCGACCAGGCCUGGGCGGCAUGGUAGGCUCUACAAGACGGGUGACUUGGUGCAAUACACGAGCGACGGAUGCUUGAGAUUUGUUGGUCGGAAGCAAGCUGCCCAGGUCAAGAUCCGGGGCCAGCGACUCGAACUCGGGGAGAUUGAGCACACGCUUCGCAACCACGCCAUGGUGGACGAGGCUGUUGCCGCUUUGCAACACGAGGACGGCCAGGAGUCUCGCAUCGUCAGCUUCGUGACUGUGCGUGAUGUUGACGCUGCAGUCGACCUGCCGAGCGACAAAGCCGGAGAAAUGCAGCAUGGAGAUGAAAGCGAGGCUCAAGGAGACGAGAAGUAUAACCUGAAGACGAAUCAUCAGGACGAUAUCGAGCAGUCUCUCACCAAUGGACAAUUGCGAAAACACCCCGCGCAACGGAUUCAAUACGAGCUCUUUGGAAUGCUCAAGUCUCAGCUGCCACUGUACAUGGUGCCCCAAGUGAUCGAGAUUCUGGAUGGAAUGCCUCUCAACCGAAACGGUAAGAUUGAUCGCCUAGCACUCGUCAAAGGCCUCGAAAGCAGGACCUCAGCACGAGGCCCCAUUCAGCAACCGGCGUCGGAAGCGCAACGACGAAUGCUCCAGGUCUGGGCGCAGGUCUUGAACCUCGAUGCUUGUACAAUUGGCAUCGAUGCCAGCUUCUUCCACCUUGGGGGUAGUUCGAUAUCGGCCAUGAAGGUGGUCGCCGAGGCUCGGAGGAUCGGCAUCAAAGUCAGUGUAGCCGACAUUUUUCGCCAUCCCGUGCUGCGUGAACUGGUCGACCACAGCCACCAGGAGUCCUUGACCGACAAACCAGACGAAGUCAUCGCGCCCUUUUCCCUCUUGUCUGACGAGGGCUCUUUGCAGUCGCUCCUUCACGAGAUAUGUUCCCAGUACGACCUGAGCCAGGCCGGCGGCACCAAGGAUGAUGCAUUCAUACAUGACGCUUAUCCAUGCACUCCGCUGCAAGAAGGUCUCAUGUCCUUGACGUCCGUAAGUCCAGGAUCUUACAUCGGGCAAUACGUGCUACAGUUAUCGCCUAGAGCUUCAGUUGAGAAGCUCUGUGCGGCGUGGGAGCAGGUGGUCCGUCGUUUACCAAUUCUGCGGACCAGGUUGGUACAUCACGACCGCGUUGGCCUUGUUCAGAUAGUGGUAGACGAGCCGGUACGUUGGAUUGAAGCAGGUUGCUUGGACGACUAUCUCAAAUCCGAUAUUGAACAACCCAUGGAUCUGGGCCAGCCACUGACUCGCUACGCCCUGAUCCAAGAUGCCAUGGGAAUCCCCAAGUGGUUUGUCUGGACCAUACACCACGCCCUCUACGAUGGGUGGUCUAUGCCCCUCAUGCUAGACGCGGUGAGAAGGGUGUACCGUGAUGAAGAGCUUCAACAAGGCCCCCAGUUCCAGGCUUUCGUAAAGUACGUCAGGAGCCGGGACGACAAGACGAUGAGGGACUAUUGGCUUGGUGCUCUGGAAGAUUGCCAGUGUGUGCCGUUUCCCAGUCUUCCGCCACACAUGGAGAAGCCCAUGGCCAACGAGUCCGCCGAGUAUUCGUUCCCGCCGCCCCAGAGCAACCGGUUAGGCAUUACUCCUCCCAUCAUGAUACGCGCAGCGUGGGCCUUGCUGGUCGGAAAGACGACUGACACGGAUGAUAUCGUUUUCGGUGCUACGCUCUUUGGCCGAAACACACCGCUUGAAAACAUAGAAAUGAUGACUGGGCCAACCUUUGCGACGGUCCCAGUGCGUAUGAAAUGGAACGAGGCAGACAGGGCCGUCGAGUACCUCGAGGCGGCACAGCGUCAAGCAACAGGAAUGAUGGCAUAUGAGCAAAUUGGCUUGCGCAAACUGGCUGAACUGAGCUCCGGGGCACGGCAAGCCUGCAAGUUCCAGACGCUGCUCGUGAUACAGCCGGAAGACACGAGCGACAACACGGACGAGCUCGGCACGUGGAGGAGCGAACUGGGCCAAGGGGAGAGAUACGAUUCACACGGCCUUAUGCUUAUCGUGCAGCUCGGUGCAGAUACGGUCAGGGUCUCGGCUCACUUCGACUCGAGAAUGAUCGAAGCGUGGAGAGUCAAUAAACUCCUGAACCGCUUGGGAUAUGUGGUGGCCCAGCUAGACGAGGCCAGCGCAGACCUUGUCCUUUCAGAUGUCCAGACCGUGACUCCCGAAGAGCUCACGCAAAUCUGGCACUGGAACCAUAAACUUCCAGAAACGGUUGAGCAAUGCGUCCAUGAGCGGUUCCAGCACAUGGCUCAAACCCAGCCUCAAGCGUGCGCCGUAUGCGCCUGGGACGGAGAGUGGACUUACAGCGAGCUCGACGAAGCAUCGACAGCAGUAGCCCACUAUCUCGUCAGUCUUGGGCUUGAGCCAGAGCAAAUAGUGCCUCUAUGCUUUGAAAAGUCUCGCUGGACGCCGGUUGCGAUGCUCGCCGUCAUGAAGGCCGGAGGCGCAUCCGUGGCCCUGGACGCGACGCAACCGGAGGAGCGGCUUCGUACAAUCGUCCAGCAAACCGAGUCUGCCCUGAUGCUGUGCUCUUGGGUAAACGCAGACCUGGCACGCCGUCUAAGCCGCCAGCAUGUCGUCGAGGUAGACGACAGCCUGCUGGCGAGGCUCAAGUCAUUACCUGGGACCAGUCAACUACCGGCCGUGACGCCAUCCAGCAAGCUCUAUGUUGCCUUCACAUCGGGGAGUACGGGGGUCCCCAAAGGUGCCGUCAUUACUCAUUCCAACUUCAGCUCUGCCAUCCAUCACCUGCGUAGUUGCGGCUCCUGCAGGGUCGAGCCCACUGCCAGAGUAUACGACUUUGCUUCAUAUGCCUUUGAUAUCAGCUGGUUCAACAACUUGCAGUCUCUGGCCAGUGGUGCGUGCCUGUGCAUCCCUUCGGAGUCGGAUCGACGAAAUGACCUGGCGGCAUCUAUUCGACGACUACGGGCUACAUUUGCGAUAUUGACACCGUCGACCGCCAAUCUUCUCCCGCUCGAGACUAUCGGCUUCCUCGAGACGCUCAUGCUCGCGGGAGAGGCUCUGCCAUCGGAGUACGCCAGGAGAUGGGUUGGGCUAACUCAGUUGAAGAACGGCUACGGCCCAUGCGAAUGCACCCCCAUCUCGACUGUCGCGGCCAUCGACGAGGAGAAUGUAGUAGCAUCCGACAUAGGAAGAGGCGUUGGCGUCAACACGUGGAUAGUACACCCGUCAAACCAAAACAGGCUGGUUCCCAUCGGAGAUGUCGGAGAGCUGGUGCUCGAAGGGCCUCUUGUUGGCGGCGGCUAUCUCGGUGAUGCCAAGCAGACGGCCGCAGCCUUCAUCCACGACCCAGACUGGCUUCUUCACGGGGCGCCUGGUCAUUCCGGCCGUCAGGGCCGCCUGUACAAGACGGGCGAUCUAGCACGGUAUAAUUCGCAUGGCGGCCUGGUCUUUGUCGGCCGCAAAGAUUCCAACCAAGUCAAGAUUCGCGGGCAAAGAGUCGAGCUAGGAGACGUAGAGCACCACCUCCAUGCCAGCAUUCCGGCUGCAAGGCAAGUAGCAGCCGAAGUCAUAUUACCUACCGACUCAAAUGGUCAGGGACGGCCCGCGUUGGCAGCGUUUCUUGUAGUCGACGAUCAAACGGCCUCAUCACCAGUUGCUCAAGUCAUGAGCGUAUCGGCCGACGUUGAGCAUGAGCUUGCAAGACGUUUGCCGGCCUACAUGGUUCCCACGGUCUACUUUUCUCUUCGUCAACUCCCGACAAACAGCUCAGGCAAGGUAGAUCGACGUCGUCUACGCGAACUGGGAGCCGGCUUCACGCUCCAGCAACUUGCCCAGCUAAGAAGCGAAUCUGUCGGCGACAAGCGUGCCCCCGCUACCGAGAUGGAAAAGACGCUUCAGAAAAUAUGGUCUCGUGUCCUCGGCAUCGCCGCGGACAAGAUUGGCUGCGACGAUAGUUUCUUCCGCCUUGGCGGCGACUCCAUCACCGCCAUGCAGGCAUCAGCGGCGGCGCGAGGGCUUCAUCUCAACAUUUCAACGGCAGACAUCCUGCGCAGCAAGACGAUUACCUUGCUCGCGGCAGCUGCCGCUUCCUCAAAGCAUCAUCUCAUAGAUAGUGGCGCUGUUGACGCCAAGGGGGAUGAUGGCCAGCCUUUCCAGCUCAGCCCGAUCCAGCAACUGUAUGCGGCAAUGCAGCCGCAUCCGAAUCAAUGUUUUGACCAAACCUUUCAUCUGAAGCUUUGCCGGCCCGUGACCUUUGCAGAAUUGUCACAGGCUGUCCAGGCGAUUGUCACGAGGCAUCCCAUGCUCCGGGCUCGCUUCUUCCAGGUCGGCAAGGACGCAUGGAAGCAACGCGUAGUCGACGAUGCAUGCCAGUCAUUUCACCUUUCUGAAGUCGUUGUCUCCGAUUCCCCCCGCCCAUCAAAAUCUGACGAUAUGCGCCAAUGUCGGGAAAGGCUCGAUAUUGAGAAUGGUCCUAUUCUCGCGGCGGUUCUCUUUGACGAUGCAGAGGGCCAAACCUUAUUCAUCGCCAUCCACCACCUUGUUAUCGACCUUGUUUCGUGGCGGAUUCUACUCGAAGAACUCGAAAGUCUUCUUAUGAGACACGAACUAUCGCCGAGCCCGACAACAAGCUUCCAAACUUGGUGCUCCCUUCAAGCACAGUAUGCCACGAAACAUCUUCAAGAAGAAGUGCAGGGCUCCCUCACUUCACCGUCAUUGUCAUAUUGGCAGAUGGGACUUGGCCAAAAUCUCCACGGGGCGACUGUAACGGACGAGUUCAUUCUGGACGAAGACCACAGCAGCGCGAUUUUAGGCGCCUGCAAUGAGGCCUUUGGCACGCGCCCGGUCGAGUUGAUGAUAGCAGCUCUUGCUUUCUCGUUUUCUUCUGUUUUUACUGACAGGCCCUUGCCUGCGAUAUUCAGCGAAGGGCAUGGCCGAGAGCCCUGGGACGGCCGCAUUGAUCUUUCUCGAACAAUUGGCUGGUUUACUACGAUUUUCCCAGCCUUCGUGGCCGACGGAGCAGCCUUGGACUUGGUGGACACAAUACGUCGGACCAAGGACUCGGUGAGAAGCUUGUCAAAGAAUGGCUGGACCUACUUCACGUCGAGAUUCGCCAACGAGUCCAACGCGGCAGCCAAUGUCGCUGGCUUCCCCGUCGAGGUAUUACUCAACUUUGCUGGCUCCUACCAGCAGCUCGAGCGAUGUGGAAGCCUCUUUGAAAGUGUCUCGGUAACAGAGAACUGCCACCCCGAGUCGUGGUCACAGUUGCGCCGUUUUGCCCUGUUUGAAUUCAACCUCCACGUGGACAAGGGCCGGCUGGCCGUGUCUCUGGAAUAUCCAAACAGCGCACGGCACGGCGACUUGAUCGCAUCUUGGGUGAGAAGCUACAAGGAUGCUUUGGCGAGGUUGGGAAAUCUACUUGAGAACAGAAAGCCCGAGUGGACGCUAUCGGACUUUCCCAUGGCUUUCAAGUCAUAUGCCGACGUGGACGAGUUCCAAUCUGUCGUGCUGUGCCAACUCGGCCUCAAGGACGCACAAGAUAUUGAAGAUAUUUUCCCCUGUACCGGCUUACAAGAGGGUCUUCUUGUCGCCCAACUCAAGUCCUCGAACAACUAUCGAGUUGUGCUCGAUUUCGAGAUCAGAGCCACAGAGGCUCCUGGCGAUUGUAUUGACUUGGUCAGGAUCGAGCGCGCUUGGCAAGCCGUCGUGCGGCGGCACGCGCUGCUGCGUUCAAUUUUGGUCGACGUAGUGCCCGGAAGCAGUAGGACAAUGCACGUCGUCCUCAAAGACCCCAAACCCAGCAUUUCAUUUGAUCAGUGUGUAUCCGAAACAUGCGUAGACCAUGGACUCGCCGGCGGCGGACCUUGCUCCCGGUAUGGAAAAUACGACCUCCAGCACCACUUGUCGAUAUCCAAAGAGGACGAGAAGUUCGCCCGCAUAUGCUUUGAGGUGAAUCAUGUCAUCCUGGAUGGACACUCCACCGGCGUGAUGCUUCGUGAUUUCUGGCAAGCCUACAGUGGUACGCUCUUGCCGGAUGCCCCCUCGUUCGGCGACUUCAUCAGAUACGCCGAAAGGCGACCACGCGAUGCCAAUCAAGCAUUCUGGGCGAAAUACUUGGAAGACGCGAAACCGUGCCUGUUCCCGCGCUCCAAGGGGGCAACAGGGUCAGGGCCGGUAAAAGAAGUGACAGUCACGGUCCCUGGGCUCGACGCAUCCAAGAUACACGACUUCUGUUCCAAAUGGGAAGUCACGACAGCUUCUGUCAUGCAGACCGCAUGGGCUGUGGUGCUACAUCACUUCACGGGCUGCGCGAACCCUUGCUUUGGCAACCUCGCCUCCUGUCGAGACGUGCCCAUCGACAGAUUGGAAGACAUGUUCGGACCCGUCAUUGCCAUGGUCCCAUAUCGCGUACGGCUAGGCGGGAAUCGCUCGGUCAUCGAGACACUGCGGGAAGCACAGAAGGACUUUGUUGACAGCUUGCCCCAUCAGACAUUCUCGCUCAUGGAAAUCCACGAGACUCUUGGAAUAGGCUCGUCUGGGUUGUUCAACACCAUUCUGAGCUUUCAACGACUUUCGCAGCAGCCCACUGCGUCUCCAGACGGACAUACCAUCCGGGAACGAGCCUGUAAUGAUCCAGUAGAGUACCCCAUCUCGUUGAGCAUCGGUGACAGUGAAACCGAGUUGUCGAUCGACAUUGCCUUUAAAGGAGGUUUCAUUUCGGACGCCGAAGCUGGUCGGGUGGCCAAGGCUAUGGGAGCUGCUGUGUCGUCUCUCAUAAGUGAGCCCCAUAAGAAAAUCAGCAACGAGAGCCUCCUUACCCGAGACGACCUGGAGCGGAUAUGGACUUGGAACUCGGCCGUGUCAGGAACAGAAGAAAAUUGCGUCGGGGAAGUCUUAACCACAGGCAAGAGAGCAGGCGUAUUGACGUGGGUGGUUGACCCCAGGAACCAUGACUCUCUGCUGCCGCCUGGCUGCGUUGGGGAACUGCUUCUUGAAGGACCACUUGAUGGUUGCGAUGAUCUCGGCGACAGAUUGAAUGGCGACGCAGCGUACAUCGAGGAUCCAGCGUGGUUACUCAUGGGUGUUCCGGGCAAACAGAAUGGCCGGCACGGCAGACUCUACAAGACGGGCGACUUGGUUCGCUAUGAUCAAGAUGGCAGCCUAGUAUUUUUUGGUCGCAAAGAAGACACCCAGGCCAUGCUUGACGGGCAAUCAAUUGAGUUGGGAGAGAUCGAAUAUUGGGUCCAGAACUACAUGCCCGAGACAGACCAUGUGGCGGCCGAGGUUAUCGAACCUCAGUCCGCGGAUCUGCCCUCGAGACCUCUUCUUGGUGUCUUCGUUCAGUUCAAGGAUCCUAGGCCAGAAUCUUGCCUCGAGCUGCUUCCCAUGACAGCGGAUGUGGAAAGAAGGUUGGCCAAGCAUUUACCAGCCUACAUGGUGCCGUCAUUGUUAUUCUCCCUUCCACAGCUGCCGAUGACAACGACUGGAAACAUCGAUAGGAAACAGUUGCGAGAGAUUGCGGCCCGAUUCACGGUUAUGCAGUUGGAGAACGUUCGAACAGCGAGAUGCGAGCUCAAGCGACAACCAAGGUCCGAGGUGGAAAAGGUGAUGCGAGAUAUCUGGGCCAGGGUGCUCAACGUCAGUGUCGACGUGAUAGGUUUGGACGACAACUUCUUUCGCCUGGGCGGCGACUCCAUCUUGUCCAUGAGACUAGUGAGCGAGGCGCGAGAUUCCCACAUCAACAUGACCGUAGCGGACGUUUUCCACCGCGAAACUCUAGCUGAGCUGGUCAAUGGGCGUCAUGUAAACGGAACUGCAUCCAGCCGAGAACCUGGCCAGGUUGUGCUGGUUGAUGCAGAUACCAAAGAAACCCUUUUGACGGAGAUUGACUCCCUCGGCCUGAACAUCCAUCGUGAAGACAUUGUCGAUAUUCUACCAGCAACCUGUGUCCAAGAAAGGUGUUUUGUCGAGGGUAUCUACCCCGUCAUGUGCGUCAAACAAGACAAGACAGGCGGCGGUACUACAUGUGGACGCUUUGCAAAUUACGUCUAUGUAGAUCUGCACGCCAACCCCGACGUCUCUGCUUUGCACAAAGCUUGCACUCGAACCCUUGACAAGUUUCCUAUUCUUCGCGCGUGCUUCAUGCGGCUUCAAGGGCGGUUCUGGCAAGUCGUGCUCCAUCAAAUCCAGCAUCCUUUGCGCGUACAAGACGUCAGUGAGGAUCUCGACGUGGCCCUCGCAAACUUUUGUCUCGAGGAUGCUCACAAGGCCUCCGCCGCCGAGCCCCCGGUUGCGCUCGUCCUCCUCAGGCACAAGAACCAUGGCGGGCGACUGAUAAUUCGCAUGUCCCAUGCCCAGUACGACGGCGUUUGCCUGCCCACAAUCAUCGAGUCGUUUAUCAAUGCCGACAUAACCACUCCUCCUCCACCAAGCUUUUCUGCGCUGCUGUCGCAUGCCUCCUCCAGACGGUCAAAGUCCAUCGAGUACUGGACAAAACUUCUGCAAGGAUCACGGCCCGGUACUCUGCGGAAACGCGUCUUCCCGCAGAGGGAUGUCCUCGCGCCGCAGCCCGCGGCAAUUUACAUUCGCGCCGAGACAAAUCUCCCUCCCCUUCCGGGGAACACAACUCCAGCUACCCUGGCCAGCGCCGCCUGGGCACUGCUUCUGUCGCGCAUGACCGGGCAACACGACGUUGUCUACGGGCAUUUGGUUGCAGGGCGAAACUCGGCAAUUGCAGGCAUUGACAAGGCGGUAGGGUGCUGCCUCAACUUCAUUCCCGUGCGAGUCGGUUUCCAGUCGACCCCGGCGCCAGCCGAGCUGCUGUCAUUCGUUCAAGAACAGUUCCUUGCCGUCGGGGAGGCCGACUCCCUCGGCUACCGGGACAUCAUCAAGGAAUGCACCGACUGGCCGCCCGGCUCGGCGUUUGAGUCGACCAUCCAACACCAGAAUAUUGACGAGAAUCCGCAGGUUCAGUCUGCGGCCGGCACAUCGCAGGUGCGGUUUUUUGAGAACCCCCAUCUUGUGCCGACAUCAAUACACAUGGUGUCUCAAACUCGGGGCCGCAGGCUAUGCUUUGAGCUCAACAGCAAUACUCACAUCAUGGGCACGGCGACGGCGCAGGCCAUGGUCGACGGACUCGUCUCCAUUGUCGAUGAGUUUAACCCUGUUGGUGGGGGAAACUGCCGUUGA